GGUCGGCAUCAACUCACCAUGAACCGGCUGCUGAUCAUCUCUUGCCUCGCCCUGGGCGUGGCCGUGGCCAAGCCGGGCCAGCUGCGGGCGGCGGCGCCUUACGACGCUGAGGACGAGGCGGUGCCGUACGGCGAUAAGGUCCAGGCGGUGCCGUACCAGGAGGUGGUGCCGCUGACGCUGCAGCCGAGCCGCGCUGUGCAGGUCCUCAACGCCGGGAACUACCGCUUCACCUCGCCCAACUUCCCUAACCAGUACCCGAACAACCUGCGGCUGACUGUCACCGUGCAGGGUGCCGAGGACCAGGCCGUCAGCAUCAGCUGUUCUCCCUUCAGUCUGGAGUGGUCCUUCCUCUGCUGGCGUGACGUCCUCUCCAUCAACAACGUCCGCUACUGCGGCUCCGGAGACGUGCCCACCAUCACCGCGGCGCAGCUCGCCAUCGAGCUCAGAACCGACUCUUCCGGCACGUCUACCGGCUUCCAUUGCACCAUCACCGUGCCCAGGGUGGACGGCACCACUCAGGCGCCGGUCACCACCCAGGCCCCGGCCACCACGCAGGCCCCGGUCACCACGCAGGCGCCCUCGACCGGCGGCUGCCGCUGCGGACAACGCCAGAGCGGCCGCGUGGUCGGCGGCACCGAGGCUGCCAUCGGCGCCUUCCCGUGGCAGGCCGGCCUCGUCAGCCCCGGCGGCACCCGCACCUUCUGCGGCGGCAGCGUCAUCAACAACCGCUACGUGCUGACGGCGGCCCACUGCACGGCCGACCUCCAGACCGCCAGCGACAUCCAGGUCCUGCUCGGCGACCACAACAUCGGCACCACUGACGCCGGCGAGCAGCGCUACUCGGUCGUCCAGAUCAUCGACCACCUGCAGUACACGAACGCCUCGGGCAGCGGCUGGGACUUCUCGCUGCUGAAGCUGGACCGCGAGAUCACCUACAGCAGCACCAUCUCGCCCGUCUGCCUGGCCGAGGCCGGCGAGACGUACGCCGGCGCCACGGCCACCGCGAGCGGCUUCGGCCGUCUGGGCGCCACCAGCCCGCAGGCCACCAGCCUGCAGCAGAUCGACCUGCCCGUCUGGUCCGAGUCCGACUGCAUGCAGCGCUGGGGCUCCACCAUCAAGAGCAACAUGAUCUGCGCCGGCGGCAAGUCGACCGGCGGCGAGGGCGUCUGUAUGGGCGACAGCGGCGGCCCGCUGGUCACCGAGGUCUCGGGCAGCUACCGUCUGAUCGGCGUCGUCUCGUUCGGCCAGCCGUGCGCCGUGGCCGACUGGCCCGACGUGUUCGCUCGCGUGUCGGAGGCGCUCACCUGGAUCCAGUCCAACACGGCCGACGCACAGUACUGCAGCGCCUAGAUGUCAAGUCGACCAGACCCUUCACGCUGACUACAGACGCUUGACGCCGACUACACACGGUACUCGGCGAUUGUCCGAGUAUCGACAUCAUGCCUGAUUAGACCAGCGAAUAUUUGCCGACUGUCAUGGAGUCAUUCAGACUCCUAUGUGUGAACCUCUAUCAACUUUCUAGCUUCAAUUCUGUUCCUUUCAACUAUUGUGGUUGGGGGAGGAGAAUACGACACUGCGAUGAUGCCUGAUGAUGUCCGCAGUGAAGUAAUGAGCUGGAGCUUUGCAUUGAGCAUAGCUACUGGCAUAGCUCUUCUACACUUGCUCUCCAACGCUUAUUUGCUCUCUAAUAAACUUUCAAGCUUUGAAA
This is a messenger RNA of Amphibalanus amphitrite, 1708 nucleotides long. Its product is annotated as chymotrypsinogen A-like. Gene Ontology annotation, molecular function: serine-type endopeptidase activity. NCBI's taxonomy places the organism in Eukaryota, Metazoa, Arthropoda, Thecostraca, Balanomorpha, Balanidae. The transcript has a single exon. Bases 19 to 1350 code for a protein of 443 amino acids. The record is from RefSeq and is a predicted model, not a curated record. Gene Ontology annotation, biological process: proteolysis.